Molecule: messenger RNA, 2256 nt
Organism: Branchiostoma floridae (Florida lancelet)
Lineage: Eukaryota; Metazoa; Chordata; Leptocardii; Amphioxiformes; Branchiostomatidae
Product: eukaryotic translation initiation factor 3 subunit J-like
Exons: 8
Coding region: 165-878 (237 amino acids)
Cellular component (GO): cytoplasm; eukaryotic translation initiation factor 3 complex
Molecular function (GO): translation initiation factor activity
Source: RefSeq, a predicted model, not a curated record
GGUAAAGAUUUAGAAUAGAUGAAAAAAAGUAUUUUUACGUAACGAGUUUGUCCAACAAAGCCUGAUAAAAGACAAAUAUAAAACAUUUCUUCCCAUUUCCGCGUUGGAAUGAUCUAAAAAUCUCCCACCAUGCUUCAGUCAUCGUGCCGCAUUCAGAUUUCAUCAUGGCGGACUGGGACGCAGACGACUUUGAGCCUGCAGCCCCCGGCAUCAGCGCGGGGACGGACAAAUGGGAGGGUGAAGACGAGGAUGACGAUGUGAAGGACAACUGGGAUGAUGAAGACAAUAAUGAUGAAAAGAAAGAUCAAGCUGAAAAAGUCACAGCUGUCCAAAAGAAGAAGAAAAGAACCAUGGCAGAAAUUAUAAGAGAGAAAGAAGAAAAGAAGAAGAGAGAAAUUGAAGAGAGAAAAGCCAGAGAAGAAGCUGCCCAGAAGGAAAUGACACCAGAAGAGCGAGCAGCAGACAAGUUGAGACGACAGAAACUUGCAGAAGAAGGAGAUUUAGAGCUAGCAAAGGACAUGUUUGGAGUGGACAGUGAAACAGGCGGGAAGAUUGACAGAAUGCAGCCCCAAACGAGAGAAGACUUUGAGGAGUUCCAGAAGGCGCUGGUGGAGAAAGUGAGCCAGUACCAGGGUUCCAUUCACUUCGUCACCUUUCUGGAGGAAUUAUUUAGGGACUGCUGUUUAGGAUUGGAGGCUGAGGAUGUCAGGAGGUUAGGAACUACCCUUACUGUUCUCUCCAACGAGAAGGCAAAAGCUGCAAAGGCAGCAAAAGGAGGGAAGAAGGGAAAGAAGCAAGCAUCAAGCCUGAAGGCUGUCAAGAAGGUGGAUCUGGAAGACUACAGCACUUACGGGGAUGAAUAUGAUGACUUUAUGUAGCCCCACGCCCACCUAUAGUUAGGGAAUGAGAGUUAGGGAUAGUAAUGGAGUAAUGAAGGACUAAUGCAAAUGAAUAUUUUCUGAUACGGAACAUGAGGGCUGCUCCCUGCUGUAAUAGAGACACUUUUCAUCUCAAGAUUUUUAGUCUUCCAAUCUGUAAACUUUUUACUCAGGCCUUCUUUACAAGGCUACGUUAUGAAUUGUGUGUACUUUUUGUCACCGUGGGCGUGGAAUAUUAGAAAAUUGGCUUUACAAUUGUACCAUAUUCAUGUUGUGAUCUUUGCUCUUUGUUAUACUGUAAUAAAAAAAUUGUCCUAUGAUCUGUGCUUCAGGUAACAUGAUCCAAAGAGGUUAAUUUUUAAACAUACAAAAGUAGUACAUACAUAGUAGAUAUCGGAGGCAAACUUUCCAUGGUUGGUGGUGCCGUCAGCUCAUUUCCAGCAAAAGAUCUUCAUGUAUUGAAAGAUUUUUGCUUGCUGAAAAUUGCUGUUAAACCCUUGCAGUUUUUCAUGGAAUUUUGUGUGGACACCACCUUCUUUACCAUUACUGCAACCUUUAUGUAUCCCAAUUCAUCCUAGCAUAUUGUCUUUGCAGGGUGCAGUCUUCAGGGUAGGAUAGUGUGGUGAAAAUUUGAUAACGUGUGAGGUAUCGGGCCUUUCUUGUGCUUGAUCGCUCUGACAAAAAAUUCCUCCGCUCUGAGGUGUAAAGUGAUGCUCAACGUUCACUAUGCAGUCCAAACUUGAUUCUAAGAGGUGUUACAACCUAACUUAGACUUUGCAAUCAAACCUACUAGAGCUGUAGUCAACUCUUGAUAUUUCAUUUGUGACAUAUAUGUAGAUAUAGACUUGUCAAGUGUGGAGGAAAGAAAUGUAGAGGACAUUGUUCAAGAGUCUGUUUAUAGUUUUAACCUAUUCCCUGCUGUCUAACCAGAAAAUCAGUACAAACCUGGCAUCAGAAUUACAUAAUGAUAGGGCUGCUUUCUAGUCAAAGGCCAUGGACAGCUGAAUAAAAGGUUUCCAUGAAAAUGCCACAUCUGGAUCAUUAUCUUAACAAUCUUUGAGAAAUCCUAAAAGUAGACAUAAUUUGGGACAAGUAGACAUAAUUCGGGAGAAUGCUAGAGUUGCUUGUGUUGUUCACUCUGCACUAUCGACACUUUAUGGGAUGUUGAUUUUUUGUAAAAAUUCACUGAUGGGACGGAAUGCUUUCUAUGGCUGUCCACCUGAGUGUCCUACAUACCUAUGUGCCAUGCAGUCAACUUAUGUUCUGUCAACAAUCCUGUUUGUGUUGGAGUAUAUCUUUCACCAGGGCUAUCUGGGGUGCCAUUAGUCAAAUGUGUCAGAUCUACAUCAUGCUAAACCAUGGGGUAUUAAAAGUUGCC